AGCGCGGUGCCGCGCGCAGGGGCCCCGGCGCAGGCGGGUUGCUGCCCCCGCCGCCUCCUGCUGAUCCUCCGGUGCCGCCGCCCGCCCCGUCCGGGGCACCUGGUCACCCCCUGCCCUUGCCCGCCCAGGAAGGGCCCAGCGGUGCGGCCGCCCUCCUGCCCCUGCUCCUGCUCCUGCUCCGACUGCGGCUCCGGGCAGUGUCACUGGGCAGCGCCCGCUGGGGCGGUGCGCCCUGCUGCAGCCCCGUCGGUGAAUGUAAGCAUCAAGAGAGGAGCCAGCUUGACAGCCCUGGAGACUGACAUCCUUGUCUGCUAGAACAGGUUUCCUUGGUCCUGCUCCUUGUGCUGCUGCAAUGAGUGGGAAGUCCUUGCUUUUAAAGGUCAUUCUCCUGGGGGAUGGUGGCGUUGGAAAAAGUUCCCUCAUGAACCGCUACGUCACUAACAAGUUUGACUCUCAGGCUUUCCACACUAUCGGUGUAGAGUUUCUAAACCGUGACCUGGAGGUGGAUGGACGUUUUGUGACCCUCCAGAUCUGGGACACUGCAGGACAGGAGAGGUUCAAGAGCCUGCGAACCCCUUUUUACAGAGGGGCAGACUGCUGCCUGCUGACCUUUAGUGUUGACGACCGCCAGAGCUUCGAGAACCUAGGCAACUGGCAGAAGGAAUUUGUCUACUAUGCAGAUGUGAAGGACCCUGAUCGCUUCCCAUUCGUGGUCCUGGGCAACAAGAUUGACAAACUUGAUAGACAGGUGACCACUGAAGAGGCCCAAGCCUGGUGCAUGGAAAAUGGGAACUACCCUUACCUAGAAACCAGUGCCAAGGAUGACACCAAUGUGGCAGUGGCCUUUGAAGAAGCUGUGCGACAAGUACUGGCAGUGGAAGAGCAGCUGGAGCACUGCAUGUUGGGGCACGCAAUAGACCUGCACAGCAGCUCCAAAUCAGGAUCUUCAUGUUGUUAAUAGUGUCAGUCACUUAGAUAACACACCCUAGAACUGAUCCUUAAAUGGAACAAGUGCAAAUGGCUCUCAGGCAUACCAGGGAAUGCAGAGAGAAGAGUGGGUUGGGUUACUGACUAGAAACAGCAGUCUUUCUGUUGAACCAUGUGGAGUCCUAGGUGUAAAUGAAAGGUAUAUUAUGAGUGACCCAAGUGCAUUUGGAUGUAGCUCUGCUUCCUCCCCUUAUUCUUUCCAGUUGAUCUCAAGGACUGGGUUAACCUAACAGGCUUAUGAAUUAAGAUCAAUGCUAAGAAAUGUCCAUAAAAUGUUGUGUGCAGAGCCCUAGACAUUCCUUAAAGUAUUUCAUUAGUGAACUGAAAAAUACUCAUCCCACUAAACUCAUACCUUACUACCAAAGGGAAGUUUAUUCAGUAUCCUGUAGAACAUCAAAACCAAACUGAAAGAUUUUAGCCUUGGAAAACCAUGAGAAUAUCCAUACAGUAACAAUAAAUAUGUAUAGGCCCGUUUCUUAGGACUAUCACAUUGUGUCCUGAUCUGUCGUAAUCUUCUGAAGCCUUUUGGAAGAACUUGUGUGCAAUGCUGAACCUGGGUCCUCCUGGAAGGUAGCAUGGCUCAAAAUAUUUGGAGAGAUACGAGGGCGAGAAGGGUUGCUGCCUACCUUGGUCAGUUCUAAUUUGCCAACUCUAACUUUGCUGCAUAUGGAUGUUACUUCCACAGAGUGACUGGCUUCUUGGUUACAGUUGUGCUGUUGGCUUUUCCUGUGGCGUAGCACCAGAUGCUGCUGCUCACAUCUUGGAUGACUCCCGACUGGACAUCAUCUUCAUUCAUGGACGCUGACUUAGCCAUAUUAGUGUGAAGGACAAUAGACCCUCAAUGUGAACAUGGGUCUUGGUACCAUAUAAUUACCAAUAUAUAUCAUGGCUAUAGCAAAAUUGGUGAUAGAUGAACAGAACAACUUUUUGAUGUGUAGCAGGUUGAUGAACAGACUCGUGGAUAUCCCUUAAAAACACCUUUUUGCAGGUAUGCUGGUGAAGCAGUCCUGGUCCUGAGCACAGGCCUAGGAUCCUCCAUGCUUUGUGAGCCAAAAGGCCAGUGAGCCAAAGGCCACUUGAUCUGAGAUCCCUUGAGUUGGAUGCUGCAGCUUAGAAUAAUUUCUCCAUUAUUAAAUUGCUUUCUCAAGAAUCCUGGAACAGAAGGGAUAGUGAGUGGGAGGUAACCACUGGUGAUGAGCCUCUAGUGAAUUGUCUACAAAACUUUUAAUGGUAGAGCUCUUCAGCUAAUAGGCUCUGUGUUAAUGUGGUACCUUGCUCAAGACCAUUGGGCAGGUUAGAGAAAUUUCCAACUGGCUGAACAGUUAAAGGAAAAAAAUAGAAACACCAUUAGAAAUGAACCAUAGACCUGCUAACCCAGGGCACUGGCCUACUUAUGGUGGCCAGUCUCAAGGUAUCUGUUGGGAGCCACUGAUUCUGUGUUUGCUGGCUGCUUUGUUGUUUUUUUCCCUCUGUAACCUUGUAAUAUGUAACUUCACUCUCUCCCACAUUUGUCCAUGAUCGUGUAAUGAUGACUGUCUGUGAGCAUAUCGGCGUCUGCCUGUGGGAGCACUCUCCUGCGCAUAUCUCAGCUCAUUGCUGAGUGCAAACCAUGAAUCCCGUUGCUCCCAUGUUUGUCUUUGGCCAUAGAUGCAGUAAGUGUAAGUCACGUGGCUCAAAUGCAGCUAACUUUCUGUUCUUGCUGAGAGGUUUCCACCUUAGCAUUGGCCAGUGGGAGCUAGUGGCAAUCAUCUAAAGGCUCCUGAACUGCAGGAGAAAUGUCUUUUGCUGAAACUCAGGGUGCGCCUGCCCCCUCUCAGAAGGGCAAUAGUGCAUAUAAGUGACCGCAACUGUAGAUGCAAAGGUCCUAUUUAGGAGGCCUGACUUCAAAGAGGUGCUAAAUACCCAUCACUCCCAUCCAGGUGAAUGGGCUUGUGAUGGGAAGUGCAUGUCUCUGGGAAAUCAGACCUAGGGUGUUCACAGGAUGCCCUUGCCUCUCCCUAGUUAUACUUUGCUUCCUCUUUUUUUUGUGUGUGUAGACAUCAAAAGGCCAGCUAAACUUACUGAAGGGCUAGCCUUUCUUAUACCUGUACUUGGUAAUUCCAGUGAAGAGCCUCUUAACCUGAUCCUGUGUCCAGCGGUCCUUGUUAAAGGCUCAGAAUAUAAAAAUAUUUGUGUUAAUCCAGUUUUUAAGAUAAUGUUAAGUGUGGAUGGUGCAAACAAUGUUAGGUUACUGUUUAUAAACUGUGCUGUUGGAGCCUAUCUCAUCCAGGUAGGGCAGUUAAGUGGAAGCCCUAUCCUUUAGGCGAAUGGUUUUCAACCUGUGGUCCGCAGACCCCUGGGGGUCUGCAGACUAUGUCUAAGGAGUCUUUGAAACGUGACUCCAAUCAAUCAAAAGUAUGUGACUACCCUCACUUACAAUUCAAAGGGAUCCGCACCUCUAUUCAAAAUUUCCAGUGGCGUCUGCCAAUGAAAAAAGGUUGAAAACCAAUGCUUUAGUCCACACUACUUUUCUAGCCUACUUAUCGCAUGAUCUAUGUGAGCUUUGAUGCUGCCUGCAAAAAAGGACAGGUACUGUGAACCAGCUGUGAUGUACGAGGGAGAUGCACAACAGGGUAUCUCCCAGUACCUUGGGUGCAUAUUGAUGCUAAUGGCUGAAUCCUGAAAGCCUUUAGCAUACACAAACUGUGCAUAUAGGUUUACUAGCUGUUUGUAUAUCCUGGAAUGUGUUCUAUGGUAUCCUCUCUAUUUUAACAAGCAUUAGAUUGAUUCUUUUUUCUUUUCUUUUCUUUUUUCUUUUCUUUCCUUUUUAAACAACAUAUUUUAGGUGUGUAUUUUUAAACUCCAUUUUUUAAAAAUAGUGCAGUAUUUUUAUGUAUUGAAUUUGUUUAAUUUAUUUUAAACCAGUGCGCGCAUAGUUUCUGGAGCAGCCUGACUCCUCAGCUCUUCAUUGCAAAGUUCAAUUGCCAGCUGGCAUCCCAUCCUUGUGACCCCCAAGCUGCUGCAAUUGCCACUACUGCUAACAAACUGGAAUUGUGCAACCAAUAUUUUCCAUUUUAUUUAAGCAAAUAAAACCUGGCUGUGUCAAAUCAAAUAUGUAAUGUUUCUGCUUUCUUUUGUUGCUUUAAAUAAGGAGCUUGAGAUGGAACCUCAGCUAGAAACUGACAGUUGUCUUGUGGUAGGUAGAUGGAGCAAUGCCAGUUUAUAUCACCUGAAGACCUGACCUAAUACCUUGAACAAGUGGCAGGGAACUGGAGCCAAGGUAGUGGGGUCAUUUGACUGCAUAAAACAACAGGUUUUUAACACUUUUGGCAGUUUCUGAAUGUUUAUAAUAUAAAUAGAUAGUUCAAGUUCCAAAUGCUUGUUCAAGCUCCAAAGCCUGUCACCAGCU
This is a messenger RNA of Alligator sinensis (Chinese alligator), 4375 nucleotides long. RefSeq names its product RAB9B, member RAS oncogene family (gene RAB9B). Gene Ontology annotation, molecular function: GTPase activity; GTP binding. Bases 353 to 958 code for a protein of 201 amino acids. The transcript is spliced from 3 exons. Gene Ontology annotation, biological process: Rab protein signal transduction; retrograde transport, endosome to Golgi. The record is from RefSeq and is a predicted model, not a curated record. NCBI's taxonomy places the organism in Eukaryota, Metazoa, Chordata, Crocodylia, Alligatoridae. Gene Ontology annotation, cellular component: late endosome; phagocytic vesicle; lysosome.